This is a messenger RNA of Calliphora vicina (urban bluebottle blowfly), 1353 nucleotides long. It is a transcript of the gene Eip63F-1, whose product is annotated as Ecdysone-induced protein 63F 1. Gene Ontology annotation, molecular function: enzyme regulator activity; calcium ion binding. The record is from RefSeq and is a predicted model, not a curated record. The coding region runs from base 108 to 695 and encodes 195 amino acids. The transcript is spliced from 7 exons. Lineage: Eukaryota; Metazoa; Arthropoda; Insecta; Diptera; Calliphoridae.
UAAUUUUAAAAAAUAUAGAAAGAAAGAAGAAAAGAAAGUGUUUUUGUUUUUGUGCUUAAAAAUAAAUAAAAUAAAAAUUUUUUUUUAAAAGAGUGUUUAAAAAUUGAAUGAGCCCCAUGAGUGGUUUUCGUCAACAGCUUAAGAUGCUGGGCACAGCAUUGCUGGGGAAGCGUACACCGAAGUCUGUUAAAAAGAAACCUUUCACAGAUGUCGAAUUAGCAGAUUUACGCACAGCAUUUGAUUUAUUAGACAGAAAUCGUGAUGGCCGUGUUACGGCAAAUGAAUUACAAUUUAUGCUUAAAAAUUUAGGCAUAAAUGUAAGAGAUGAAAUAAUAAAUGAUCUAAUACGAGAGGCGAGUCAUUCGGGUAAUGGUUUAAUAAAUGAAGCAGAAUUUUUACAAUGGGUUGGACGUAUACAAGCCUUACGCGACGAACAAAGCCAACAGCAGCAACAACAAGAGGAAAAUGCCAGCAAACCCGAUGAAUUGGAUGAUGUCACUGAGGAUUUAAUUGCUGCAUUUAGAGUGUUUGAUCGAGAUGGCAAUGGUUUUAUUACCCGUGAUGAAUUACAAACCGCCAUGGAAAUGAUUGGUGAACCUUUAAAUGAAACACAACUGACACAACUGUUAGCCAUAGCGGAUUUAGAUCAAGAUGGCAAAAUAAAUUAUGAAGAAUUCACAAGACUAUUACUCUAAGGGGAGAGCGAGACGGAGUUGGCUACGUGUUAAGAACCUCAUUACAAAAAUUCUUCUUACUUAAAUAAAAAACAAAAUAAAUUUAAAUACAAAAAAAAAUAAUUAUACUCAAUGAAUAAAAAAAAAUACAGAAAAUUUAAAAACAAAUUAUAUAUUUUUACUAAAUAUUGCAUAAAUAAUGUUAUAAUCAAAAUUUAUAUUGUAUAAUAAAAAAAAAAACAAAACAAAAAAGGCUCUUCUUUAAAAGAAGCCUACAAUUUUGGGAAAAUUUUUAAAAUAAAACUUAAAAAAAACACCACCUUAUUAAAGGCAUAUAUUAAAUAUUAAAAAUAAAUUUUGUUACAAAACCUAUAUAAAAUAAAACAUAAAAAACAAAUAUUUUUGUUAAGCUUAUAGAAGAAGUUGAUGGAACAUAAACACAAAUUAAAAUUAUAUAAAAAAUUAUUGAAAAAACAAAACAAAAAAAGUUAGUUUUAUAAGUUUAUAUUUUUAAACAUUUAAUUAAUUACCUUAAAUAAUGAAUGUUAACAAUAAUUUAAUUAAUACUUAAUUUUUGAGUUAAUUUUAAGUCUUUAUUUAUAAAAAAAUAAAAAACACACACAAAAUACAAACAAACAAAAAAACUAAAUAAAAAGGAAAUUAUAUUUUUAAAAACAAA